ACACGAUUCUUAAGAAGCCGAGAGAGAGAGAAACUACCGAAGCGUGAAGUGAGCUUUUGCAAGAACAGAUGUCCAUAUCCAUGGCGAUGUUCUCUCCACCCUUCUCUUCCUCUCUCCAGAACCUUCAUUCCGUCCCCAGGAUCUCUUUCUCUCUCCUCCCCACCAAGCGUCUCUCUCUCCUCUCCCUCCCUCGAGCCUCUGCCGACAAUGGCACGACCUCCCCCUCCGCCAUCACCGCCGCCGAGCCUCCCACGCCCGCCGCGGCGGUAGCUGAAGCGAUUCCGCCAUCUCCUCCGGCGGAGAAAUCCGCCGCAGAAAAUGGCGCCGUCGGUGGCGAAGAGACGGCGGUGGAGGCGACGGUGAUCAAAUUCCAGGAUUCGAGGUGGGUUGACGGAACUUGGGAUCUGAAGCAGUUCGUGAAAGAUGGAAAAACCGAUUGGGAUUCCGUAAUCGUUGCUGAGGCUAAGAGAAGGAAAUGGCUAGAAGAGAACCCAGAAACGAGCAGUAACGAAGAACCUGUACUCUUCGACACUUCCAUAAUUCCAUGGUGGGCAUGGAUGAAAAGAUACCAUCUUCCUGAAGCCGAACUCCUCAAUGGCCGAGCGGCGAUGAUAGGGUUCUUCAUGGCAUACUUUGUGGACAGUCUUACCGGAGUAGGGCUUGUCGACCAGAUGGGCAACUUCUUCUGCAAGACGCUCUUGUUCGUAGCGGUGGCUGGAGUUCUGUUCAUACGCAAGAACGAGGAUUUUGAGAAGCUGAAGAAGCUCUUCGAAGAGACGACUCUGUAUGAUAAGCAAUGGCAAGCGACAUGGAAAGACGACGCGUCUACCGGUUCUGACAACAAGUGAUAUGAUGUCGUGAUUAGUCAAAGCUAGAGGCUUUUCCAAAGGGGGAGAGUAAGGGGUUGUUCCCAUGUGUGUGUACUUCUCAAGUGUAUUACUGUUUUCCCUCAUAAAGUUUAAAUAUUUCCUCA
This is a messenger RNA of Tarenaya hassleriana, 973 nucleotides long. RefSeq lists its product as uncharacterized. The transcript is spliced from 3 exons. NCBI's taxonomy places the organism in Eukaryota, Viridiplantae, Streptophyta, Magnoliopsida, Brassicales, Cleomaceae. The coding region runs from base 69 to 848 and encodes 259 amino acids. The record is from RefSeq and is a predicted model, not a curated record.